Molecule: messenger RNA, 3598 nt
Organism: Rubroshorea leprosula
Lineage: Eukaryota; Viridiplantae; Streptophyta; Magnoliopsida; Malvales; Dipterocarpaceae
Source: the annotation of a GenBank genome assembly
CUUGUUGAUGUUUGUGAGGGUUUGGUCCAUGUGCAAAACAUCCGAAAUUUUUUGCUCCUUUGGUCAUAGGCACCUGCAUUAAUUUGGAGAUGGGAUUCUCAGCUCUUCAUUGCAUCGUUUGGAACUGCUUCACAGAUCGUUUAAGGCUUUUCAUCAGUCAUCCCGUUCUGAACCUUGAGGUAUCCUAGUGCAAUUUUGGUGGAAAUGGCUGCAAACCAUACUUCAUUUCUUAAAGCACAGAGGAAUGUGCAGGGGUUUACAGCAGUCUUAACAAAUACAGCUUGUGAAUUGUUUUUGAUCUUUCUAUUGCUAGUUGAUGGUGUCUUUUCAUACCUGCUUACAAAAUUUGCACGUUAUUGCAAAUUGCAAAUACCUUGUAUUUUCUGUUCCAGGCUUGAUCAUGUCUUAGGCAAUGAAAAACCUGGAUUCUAUUGGAAUUUAAUUUGUAGCAAUCAUAGAUCAGAGAUAUCAUCUUUGAUUUCCUGCAACGUUCAUGGCAAGCUUGCUGAUGGCUUUGGAAUGUGUGAAGAUUGUCUCCUAUCAUCUGCCAUAAAAAACAAAUCAAAGUCAGAUAUGAACAGGUUGUUUCUGGGUAAGUUGGGGUUUAAUCUUGGUGGUUGUGGAACUUGUAGGUUCCCGAGCUUGUUUCUCAACAGGGAUUUUGUUGCUUCUACGAUCACAAGGUUGUGCCUAUGUUGCAAUAAGCCUUGGGCUCCAAGAAAAAACUGUCAAAGAUUAAUCCAGCUACAAUCAUCUGAGAUUGAAGUAACUAAGCCUAAUAUUCCCUUGCCAUGUCACUUAAGCCAAGGGGCAAGCUCGAAGACGACAAAGGAUAAGUUUUCAGGGCCAGUGACAUCUUCUCAUCUCAGAAGAAAUGAUAGUGAUCCCUUGCCUCAUGCAGGAUACACCAAGCUGAAAAUCGAUUCUGAGUCAGAGUCUGAGGUCCCAUUUUCUGAUGAUGAUGGUGGUAGAAGCAUAUUUUGUGAUAUAAAUGAACAUAAUGAAGAAUCUGUAGUUCAUUGUGCUCCAGAAAUUCCACCCAAAAGAGGCUCAAACAAUUUGGCUCCAAAAAUGCAGCCCAAUGCUAGUGAAUCUCGUGAUGUGAAGUGUUUGGCUCCAGAUAUUGUUAUGGGGUGUGAUGCCUGUGAACUUAACUGGCAGCAGGCUGAUCAGAAAGCCAAUCUAGCUGCACUGCCAGAGCUCAUUUCUCUGGAUCAUAUUCCUCCCUCAUCCAGAGAUGCUGAAGUUCCUUAUAGAGUAUUAUCACCUAUCUACCAUAAUGAUUCUGUAAUGUCUGACCUCAUUUCCUUAGUUGAUCCUCCUCCAUCAAUUGAUGUUAAGGAAGUGAACUGCUGUGCAUUACCAGAGAAAUCAGCAUAUGUUACUGUCACAAGUGAAGUAGAAAAUAUUUCCAUCAACAAGAAUGAGGAAAUCUUGAAGGUGAUAAACACAACAACUGGAGCAGGAUUUAAAGCUGAUGAACUUGUAAGUAAUGAGGAUCCAAGUGAUGUGUACAAGUCAUCUGUCAAUGUUAAGGAAAAGAAAAUGUCAGAAAUUCUUGCACAACAACCUCAAGUGAAGUACAAUAGUGGAUUAACUGAAGAUUUGAGGUUAUUGCUUGUACAAGAUUCUUGCAGUCAAGGGAUUCACUCAUCAUUUGACAAUUUAGGUCCUAAAUCACAAGGUCUUGGGGUUGAUUUGCAUACAACUGAUGAAUCAAACUCUGAUGGGAUCAAGAAUCUUGACGACACAAUUUUGGUGGACAGUCUGGAUGGGAGCAGUGUCAGUGAAAUUGAAGGUGAAAGUGUUGUUGAUAGGCUGAAGCGGCAGGUUGAGUAUGAUCAGAAGUGCAUCAAUUCUUUAUAUAAGGAAUUAGAGGAAGAGAGAAAUGCUUCAGAAAUUGCUGCAAAUCAAGCAAUGGCCAUGAUUACAAGGUUGCAGGAGGAGAAGUCAGCACUCCAUUUGGAGGCCAUGCAGUACCUAAGAAUGAUGGAAGAGCAAGCAGAAUAUGAUGGAGAAGCCUUGGAGAAAGCAAAUGAUCUUCUGGCAGAAAAGGAGAAAGAAAUACAAGAUUUGGAAACUGAGUUAGAGUUUUGUAGGUUAUAUGUACUUGAUAAACCGCUAGAGGAGACCAUACCUGUGGAAAGUGUUGAUUUGAAGGAGGAAAAUCUAUCUGUAAAUGAUACCAGCAUAUCAUGUAAGGAGGAGGAUGCAAGUGUUCACCAGAAAUCAGUGUUUCCUGAGGCCUCUGAAGGCUGUGAUUCUCCUUCACUUGCCUCAUCAUGGGCAGACUUUGUGGAUGAAAAGUCCUACAUCUCUGAACGUCUUAAGAAUUUGGAGAGGAAACUUCAGAAGUUUGCUUAUCAACGGACUUUGUCUUACAUACCAGAUGGUGACUUUUCUGAAGAAGCAGCAGACAUGGGGGGCUAUCGAGGAGAGUUUAUUGAUGAAAAUGAUAAACAAAUAAGUUGUCAGAUGAAAGACAAUGGUUUGGCAGUGCAAAAAGAAUUACUGGCAUCUAAUGGAAGUGCUACUCAUGAAGGGUCCAAUGCUUCAAUUUGCAGAAGUGAAGUUGGUAGCAAGGAAAACGGUCAUAUUGUUCCCAAUGGACAAAAUGGUUUUAAAUCUUGUGAACAAAAUGAUCUGGUACCUCUGGAAAAUGAAGUUUCAGACCUCAAUGACAGGUUGGAAGCACUUGAGGCUGACUUUAAUUUUCUUGAGCAUUCUAUAAAUUCUCUUCAAAGUGGAAGUGAAGGGCUAUGUUUUGUUCAAGAUAUAGCUUAUCAACUGCAAGAACUGAGGAAAAUUCGGAUAACGAGAAAAGGAAGACCUGUUUCAGGAGCUUACACACAUCAUUACUAGUUGUGCUGCAUACAAAACAGAUGAAGGAAACCAGCCAUGGUACUGAGAACCAAGAUUGUUAUCAGCUAGAAUUUGAUGUGAAAACUGAAGAAAUGAAACCUGUAUUGCAUAGCUUGCCAGGAUGUUAUUAUAUUAUCUAGGUAUGGCUUUGCAUACACGCACCAUCUCCAUUUCUUGGAACAACAGAAUGAUAUAUGGCCCAGGACUUUAUCUUUAUUGGACUUUGUAACUGAAGUUUACCAAUUUCCACUUCCUUUUAUCUCCCUUUUGUGGGUCUUUAUUUUGGAGCGGUGAUCAUUACGUUGUACGUUGGGUGGGAUUUCAGUGAUUUUUUUUUCCCAUUUUCAAGGUUUGUAUACAGCAGCCAACCUGUGUUGCAAUUGUAAAUUCAUGCAGAUUCUGGACUCAUUUCCUCAUCAUAGCAUCGAAAGGAGAGAUUUCAUAUAUUUUUUUUCCUUUGGCCUUGAAAGAAACUUAGUCAAUUUCUUAUCGGAUAAUUUCCAUUCUGAUCCGAAAUAUGUCUCCAUUGGAUAUGUUUGGUCUCAGGAAAACUGCUCAUUUUCGUGAUUUCGUGUUAAUUACUCAAAUUCUAUCCAUAUGUUCGUGUAAUUUUUUGUCUCUUUGAGUUUUGACUUUUGACAAAUAACUUAAUUUUGAAGCUGAUGUUAAUGUUACUCAUCUGUUGUGGGAUGAGUCAUUUUUUAACUUCUUCCUAGAGUAAAUGAUAGGUAGAUAA